Messenger RNA from Boleophthalmus pectinirostris (great blue-spotted mudskipper), 1821 nucleotides. It is a transcript of the gene stx18, whose product is annotated as syntaxin 18. Gene Ontology annotation, biological process: intracellular protein transport; retrograde vesicle-mediated transport, Golgi to endoplasmic reticulum. The coding region runs from base 26 to 931 and encodes 301 amino acids. Lineage: Eukaryota; Metazoa; Chordata; Actinopteri; Gobiiformes; Gobiidae. The record is from RefSeq and is a predicted model, not a curated record. Gene Ontology annotation, molecular function: SNAP receptor activity. Gene Ontology annotation, cellular component: membrane; SNARE complex; endoplasmic reticulum. The transcript has 10 exons.
GCGACGUGUCGUUUGUUUACAGCGGAUGCUAGCGCCGUUAGCUCCGUUAGCUCCCGUCAUGACCAUGGACAUCACGCUGCUGUUUAAGGCCAGUGUGAAGACCGUGAAGACCCGGAACAAGGCCAUCGGGAUCGGCUCCGGGAAAGACGAAAUCCUCCGCCGCGGCCGAACCAAGAGCGGCUUCUGUUCCCGAGCGAGAGACGUGGUCACAAACAUCUCCAAACUCAAAGACUUCCUGCUGCAGCAUCGGAAAGACUACGUCAGUGCCGGAAGUCUGGUGUCCUGUGAGGUGAGUCGUAUGACGGACAGUGAGAGGGACCAGAUCGAUCAGGACGCUCAGAUCUUCAUGAGAACCUGCUCCGAGGCCAUCAGGACGCUUAGACAUGAAGCAGAGAAACCGUCAGGAUCAUCUCAGACCAAAGACCACAGAGGAGCAGUGCUGGACCUGAUCGAGUCCUACCUCAAGAAACUCACCAACACCGCCAACGCCGCCAGCGCCACCACUGAGCAGACCAAAGAGAGGGCACCAGACCCUGUCUCUGCAGAGCGCCCCGUGGACCCGUCUGAAGACCCGUGGACGGGGGGGUUUGAGGAUGAGGACCUCUCCCCGGAGGAGAUCCAGAUGUUUGAGCAGGAGAACCAGCGGCUCGUCAGUGAGAUGAACAGUUUGGUGGACGAAGUCAAGCAGAUCGAGGGGAAGGUGGUGGAGAUCUCACGGCUGCAGGAGAUCUUUGCAGAGAAAGUCCUUCAACAGGAGACGGAGAUCGACAACAUUCACCAGCUCGUGGUCGGAGCCACAGAGAACGUCAAAGAAGGAAACGAGGACAUCAGAGAGGCGAUUAAAAAUAACGCCGGCUUCAGAGUGUGGAUCCUGUUCUUCCUCGUCAUGUGCUCCUUCUCCCUCCUCUUCCUCGACUGGUAUGACGGCUAACCACUCUGCUACGGCGGGAGGCUAACCACUCUGCUACGGCGGGAGGCUAACCACUCUGCUACGGCGGGAGGCUAACCACUCUGCUACGGCGGGAGGCUAACCACUCUGCUACGGCUGGGACCUGCGGAAUGAACUAAACCUGAACACCGUGAGCUGGAGGAUGUUCCACAGUGGAGCUUUAAACUCUGGACUGAAUGGGGAGCUACAGCACUGACCUUUGACCUCCGACAUCAGAAAAUCCUGUCAAACAAUUUCCACGACAAACGUUCUCCUGCCGCACCUCAAGUCAAAAGAACGAGUUAAAGAAUGAGUUUGAAGAACAUCUGAAACGGGUUCAAAUAAACUCACAGAUCCAAAUGUUUCCUCUGGAUUAAAGCUCCUGCUCCUCACACACAGAGCUGGAGUUGUGUUUGUUUGUUUGUUUGUUUAUUCUGACUCUGUUACAUCUCCAAAGAUCCAAACGCUCUGUUCCACCUUGUGAUGUCAUCAAGUUCUCAGCUCCUUUUCCCUUUAGUUGAGUUGAGAUCGACGACUCCAGGACUGGAAUGAUCCAGAUGAUUCUAGUGAAGGUGUGUGGCGUUUAAAAACACAGUGGAGCACUUCCUGUAUCACCACAUGAUGACAUCACAAGGUGGAACAGAGUGUUUUGUCAUGUUAAAUGUGCAGGUUUGUGUGUUAAACAUGUGAAUGAAACAAACACAGCUCCAGGUCUGUGUGACCAGGAAACCACCUUAGAACAGAGCAGAGGAUCAUGGGACAUUUUAAAACGUUCUUGAGGUUGAGAUGAACUGAAACGAGACUGAAGUGAAACAGGAGACAGAAUAAACCUGAGCUGUAUCGACCCGUGUGAUGUGCCUCUGUUAGUCUCUGUAAUAAACCUUUUCACACAG